AUGAGUUAUUUUGAUUUUCAGAGAAUCGGCGCUGUAGCGUCUUUGUUUGGAAUUGAUGAAAUUUCAAUACAACAAGGAUUUUGUUCUAACGUAUCUGUAACUGUAACUACAGUAAAUGGAGUAUCAAAAUCAACUAUUCCGAUAAGAACGACUGAAUCAGAAACAUCAAUGACAAUCACAAUGGAAUCACCUAUAAUUACUACUGAUAAGUCGACAAUCAUCAGUGAUGAAACCAUUACAUCGAUAAGUGCGAAAUCUGAAGAUAUAUUGCAUAAGUAAACUGUUAGUUUUAUCUGAUACUGUUUUACUAAAUUUUUUCAGGAAUAGAGAAAAUAUACUUUUUUUCUUAUUUCGUUUGAAUUUUUCGUCAAUACUAAAUGAAAAUUCAUUUUCUGAAGGUCACGUCUUCGACGAAAGUGAAUAUAAAUCAAUUUACAAGCAGAUUACAAUAAACAUAUUUUACAAUGUCAAUAUCUGAGUUGUGAUUUUGUUUUUUAAAUUGUGUUGAACUGUACAUUUACAAUCAUGACCAUAUAGUUAUGCUCGAAUCAUGUUUGAUUCAAUCCUUUAAAAUACUUAUAAAACAGUUUGGUUGACUUUAUUUCUAAAUUAUUUUCUAAAAUUAGCGUCGUUUUACAGCAUGAAGCCUGAAAUUUUUAGAAAAUGAUUUCUAAUUAUACCAACAUUGGAAUAAUAUAUGAAUCCUAAAAACAAUAAUUAACCAUGGUUGAAAAUAUAGAACAAGUGAAUAUUUCUUUUAUUUGUCAUAUUGAAAUCCGACAUUUUUCCUAUGAUACCGUUUUGAUAGCUUAAGUAGCGAUACAUAUCUCAAUAAAAUAGUUUUUGUUUUUUUUUGAACAUUUCUGCUGUGUUGUUUUUAGCUUUCUACUACAGUCAUGUCAAGCCCUAUUUUUAAUGUAAUAAAUUCAAGUACGACAACCAUGGAAAUAAUAACUGAUGCUGCAAAAAAAACAACGACAUCAAAAUCGAUGCCAACUGGAAUAUCAACGAGUAUAAUCACUGAAAAUAUUGAACUACCUUCAGUAGCAAAUCUUUCUCAUGUGACAACAACUGCUAUCGAUUAACAACCCACGUCGAAUUCCCAAACGCUUAUUAUUAUUUUAGCUGCUACUACUAUUCCUAUAGGCAUAUCUGAAGUUAUUCUUCUAAUCACUAUCAAUUAUGCAUACCCAUGUGUUUCAUUACGAUGAAACUGUGGCGCAGUUACGCCGUAACUGCGAUCGCACUGUGACCCGUAAUUGCGGAAAAUUACGACGUAGGUACGCGUAACUACGAUGAAAAGAUCGCAG
Molecule: messenger RNA, 1310 nt
Organism: Rotaria socialis
Lineage: Eukaryota; Metazoa; Rotifera; Eurotatoria; Philodinida; Philodinidae
Source: the annotation of a GenBank genome assembly